AUGCCAGAACACACAAAAGAAGAGAGGUUACCACUGUGGAGUCUUCUUAGAGAAUUGGCAAGCUCUACUCUUAUUAAUCAGUCUCCUUGGCUGGUUGUUGGUGAUUUUAACCAGAUCCUCUCUUUAUCUGAAGCUUACUCCCUUUUGCCAACUACAAUCUCCCUUCCCGGAAUUGUGGAUCUUCAUGAUUGUUUAUCAGAUUGCGGUCUCUUUGAUCUAUUCUCGAGAGGAUGUCAUCACACUUGGACCAAUAAGGCCAUCACCAAUCCCAAAACUAGGAAGCUGGAUCGUGCAGUUAUUAAUGAGAGUUGGCAGGAUGUCUUCCCAAAUUCUUAUGCUCUUUUCGAUGCUCCUGGAUCAUCUGAUAAUUCUCCCUGCCUAGUUUCUCUUGCAAACGAUUCUCAUCACAGGAAAUCCAGGUUUAAUUUUUUCUCCUUCUUCACCCUUCACCCGGAGUAUAGGAGUCGCAUUACUGAAGCUUGGCAAUCAAUAGAGGUAGCGGGAUGUUCUAUGUUUGUUCUAUAUCAAAGACUAAGAGCUGCGAAACUGUGUUGCAAGGAUCUUAAUCGAUCGAGUUUUAGUAAUAUCCAAGCACCCUCAAGAGAGGCGUUUGACAAUUUGGAGAACAUUCAAAGAGAAGUUCUCUCCUGUCCUACUCCAGAACUAUUUGAGGAAGAGUCAGAGGCUAGGAAAGCUUGGUUACUUUUCUCCGCAGCAGAAGAGAUAUUUUUCAAACAGAAAUCUCGAGUGAGGUGGUUAAAGGAGGGAAACUCCAAUUCCCACUUCUUCUACAAGUCAGUCAAGGCAAAUUUAUCUAAGAAUAUUGUUCAUCACUUAAGGGACAAUAAUGGGACCAAGGUUUCUCAAUCCACUGCUAUUAAGAACUUGGUUGUCAACUACUUUAUUCUGUUAUUGGGGACUUCAUCCACUCACAACAGAUCAGAUUAA
Microthlaspi erraticum is the source of this 948-nucleotide messenger RNA. The record is from the annotation of a GenBank genome assembly. Lineage: Eukaryota; Viridiplantae; Streptophyta; Magnoliopsida; Brassicales; Brassicaceae.